UGCAACACUAACGAUACAGUUCCGGUUCCACCUCGCAACAGCACUUUAGCUACAACGACGGCGGGAAGUUGUUAUCACCAAUUUAACCACAAGCCAGCUGCAACUAAAAGGACGAAAUUGUUAACGAUUGACAUUUCACUAUUUAAUAUUGAUGGAUCUGUAAUCGGAAAUACGCUAACUGUAAAUUAAACUUAGCGGCGUGGGAUUCAGCUAACAUGGCUAAUGUCGGAAACCAGCUACCAACACAGGCCGUUAGCAAAACUGCCCCAGGAAAACAUGGAAAUGUAUUGCCCCUGUGGGGCAACGAAAAGACUAUGAACCUCAACCCAAUGAUUCUUACAAAUGUGUUGUCUUCGCCAUAUUUCAAAGUUCAGCUCUACGAACUAAAGACGUACCAUGAAGUUGUGGACGAAAUCUACUUCAAGGUAACUCACGCUGAGCCCUGGGAGAAGGGAAGCAGAAAGACUGCAGGCCAGACUGGAAUGUGCGGAGGGGUGCGUGGAGUUGGGACUGGUGGUAUUGUGUCGACUGCUUUCUGUCUCCUAUACAAACUGUUUACACUCAAGUUGACUCGCAAACAGCUGAUGGGUUUGAUCACUCACACAGACUCCCCAUACAUCAGAGCCCUUGGCUUCAUGUACAUAAGAUAUACUCAGCCCCCAGCAGAUUUGAUAGAAUGGUACGACAGCUUCCUGGAUGAUGAGGAGGAGCUUGACGUGAAGGCAGGAGGCGGCUGUGUGAUGACCAUCGGAGAGAUGCUGCGCUCCUUCUUGACCAAACUGGAGUGGUUCUCCACACUGUUCCCCCGUAUCCCAGUGCCUGUGCAGAAAAUGAUUGACCAGCAGAUGAAGGCUAGGCCUCGUAAGGUUGCUCAGAAGGAGACGCAGGAGGACGAAGCCGCCUUCACAGAAUCAGGGAAGCAAGGGGAACGACGCCGCUCCAGGACGCCCAGACGGACACCAAGCCCCAGAAGGUCACCCAAACGGUCAAGGAGCAGGAGCCACCACCGCGAGAAAGAACGCCACGGCCCCAGCUUUGACCGAGAACUGGAGAGGGAGCGUGACCGCCAGAGGAAGGAGAGGGAGGGAAGGGAUAGGGAUAGAGGGGACCGGGGGGAAAGGGAGCGACGGCGGUCUCGCAGCGCAGACAGGAACCAAGACCGACGAGAACGCAGAAGAAGCCGCAGUGGCAGCCGGGACCGCAGGAGCGAACGUAGAGACAAAGAAAGAGACGGCGGGGAUGACAAGAGCAGGAGGAAGGACAGGGAACACCAUAAAGAUAGAGGCGUGGAGAGGGAGAAGUCCAGGGAUAAGAAGAACAGGGGAGAGACCGAUGACAGGAGGCAUAAAGACGACAGGGAGAGGCACAGAGAAGAGAGGAAGGCCAAAAGGUCGAGCCGGAGUCGAAGCAGGGAGAAGAGACACAAAAGUGGUGGAGAGGAGAAGAGCAGGAAGAGAGAGCUUAGCCACAGCAGAGAUAAAGACAGGGAGAGAGACGGAGCACAGCGUCCUCACAAACGUAGUCGUAGCAAAGAGAGGAGCCAUCAUCCCCGAGAGUCCAGUAAUGACCAUAGUAAACAUAGUGAACGCAGACGGAGUCAGAGCACUGAGUAAAUGUCGCCGCGCAGCAAUAUUACUUCUUCUACUCCUGUGUUUGUUUUCCUCCUUUCUUUCUGCCCAGUUAUCUGAUUUGCCACUUGUGCUAAAGAAGAUGGAAUGUCAGUAUGUCGGACAUCUGGAGUUGUUGUCUUUGGCCAAUGUAAUGUUGCUUUACGUAUUGUUUUUCUGCCUUUUUCACUCCUUGUUAGACCAUUGUUAGUCUUCACUUGAAUAUGAAAAGUGGCAUUUUAAUUUUGUAUGGUUCCUUCUUUUGCCCCAAGAAGAUGUGGGUUUGUACAUAAUGUUUCAGAGGCUGUCUACACACGAUAAAUGGUCAGAGUUGCGUUCCUUGCUUGGUUGGAUGUUGCCAUGGUCGUGUAAUUUAUAAAGAAUAACCGUUAUUUUCUGGCUAUAGAAAAGCCUAAACAAGUCUGAAUUGGACUAAUAUUACAGUGCGUAUGUCUGGAAUGUCUUUAUAUUUAAACUUCUUGGUCAACUGUAUUCUGAUUAAACAUGCUUUGAAAAGGGUUACAAGUGAACAGGUUUAAGUUUUUUUUUUUUUUUUUUUUUUUUCUAAUUUCAGUAUAGCGACGAUAUGGAUAACUAAUUGCUCACAUUGGCACAAAGCAAUUCUGCCCAUGAUCGCGUGUAGACAGCCAGAGAAUGUUUUAAUCCUCUAAAGGGCAGUCUGCAAAGUGUAAUUUUUAUCACACACACUGAGCCCUGCUUAUGCUGUGUCUGGAUUACUGCUCUGAUGCAUUUUGUUUUCUAAUAAAACACUUUUACAAACAACA
Messenger RNA from Micropterus salmoides (largemouth bass), 2392 nucleotides. It is a transcript of the gene prpf38b, whose product is annotated as pre-mRNA processing factor 38B. The transcript has 6 exons. Lineage: Eukaryota; Metazoa; Chordata; Actinopteri; Centrarchiformes; Centrarchidae. The record is from RefSeq and is a predicted model, not a curated record. Bases 216 to 1613 code for a protein of 465 amino acids. Gene Ontology annotation, cellular component: precatalytic spliceosome.